Suillus subaureus is the source of this 1314-nucleotide messenger RNA. RefSeq lists its product as uncharacterized. The transcript is spliced from 2 exons. The record is from RefSeq and is a predicted model, not a curated record. NCBI's taxonomy places the organism in Eukaryota, Fungi, Basidiomycota, Agaricomycetes, Boletales, Suillaceae. The coding region runs from base 1 to 1314 and encodes 437 amino acids. Gene Ontology annotation, molecular function: DNA-binding transcription factor activity, RNA polymerase II-specific; RNA polymerase II cis-regulatory region sequence-specific DNA binding. Gene Ontology annotation, biological process: anatomical structure morphogenesis; regulation of transcription by RNA polymerase II; cell differentiation.
AUGGUCUUCACUGUCCACCCUGUCCUCCGCGGAUGGUCACCUGCAUCUGUGGAGGAUGACCAUGACGUUCAUCUUCCAGACCAAACAUAUCCCCUGCCCAGACAAUUUAUAGCGUCCACCUCCUGUAUCACUCACCAACCAAUGGCUCCUUCAUCAGAUCGACGCGCACAGCGUAACAGGAGCAGGGAUCCUAGUUGGAUCCCUCGGCCUAGAAACGCCUUCAUAAUCUUUCGCUGUGAGUACUCGCGCAAGCACAGUCAGGCAGCCCAAGAGAGCGACGAGGAAUCGGAGGCACCGAAUCCUACAGCCAAAACCCUAUCAAAGCGGGCGGCUGAGGCGUGGAAGCAGCUGUCUGCUUCUGACAAGGACAAAUAUAAGGUGCUCGCAGAUAAGGAGAGGGAGGAGCAUGCACGCCUCUACCCCCACUACCGCUUUCGUCCAAUGAGGCGGCAAAUCUCCGGGCUGAAGAAGCGUCAAUACGAUUUGGGCCUGAGUAACGGCAGUUUUCUGCUGGAUUCUUCAGACGAGCAAGUACCUACUUAUAUCACAGAUGCGGAUGAAGACUCGCAAGAGGACGGAGGGGUUGCAUAUCAGCAGGCCAUCGAGAAAGAAGGGAGCGAAAGUCUCGAGGCAUCCGGAGACUCCGCACAGAAAGACGCCCCUGGAAAUUGCUCCGCAGCUCAGCGACGAUCGUCGUCUGUUCCGCUUCCCGACGCGUUCCCCACACCCACCCUCCCCUCACAUGCUCCGAAGGACGAUUUAUGCAGGUCUCGUUCUGCUGAAGGACGAGAGUGGCCACUGCGUCCUCUUGAUUAUGUGUCACAGGCCGCACAUGUUCGGUUUGGCAAGGAAUUUGAGGUGCAGCCACAGCAAUGGCAUGCUGCCUCAAACGAUGCAUCUCCUUUUAUAUCCUACAGUUUCGAUACAUCGACUGGGGAGCAUAACAGCUCGAUAGACGACCCAUCCGAGUCGCAUUUGGCACUGGAGCUCGGCUAUCAAUCCCCAAACAGCCGGGGCGGACUCACCUACACUCAUUCCUCCUUCACAGCUAACGCCUCUUCCAUUCCUGGCUGGAACGGCGACCUCCUUUCCCCCUGUAUGCCGGGGCAACCAAUGUCCCAUAGUGAUGCGCUAUUAGCACCUUAUGAAGACAUGGAGCGCGCACAGGCUCUAGAAGCUUAUGCCCUUGGCUUACACAAUUUUGACUUUUUUACCAAUCUCCUUCCCCUUCCCGAAUACCCUGAUCAUGCACCCGGUAUUCCCUGCGAUAUUGAGUACCCUGCACUUUUCCAAGAGCAAGCCACACAAUCGUAG